CGGACACUCGAGCAGAUAAGAGCGAACAGUAUUGUUGUUGUUGUUGCUGCUGCGUUUUUUGCGAUUGUCGGCCCCUGGGUGCUCUCGCUGGCGGGGAUUGGGGCCACAGCAGCAGAAGCCCGACGUCGGGGGCCUGGGCGUCCGACGACCUCCUGCAGCUGCUGCGCGGCGCCUGCGCCGCGCUGGGCUGGCCGCCUGGGGGGGCCGACCGCUGGGCGGCACAGUUGGCCGCCGAGUGGGUCGUCGCGCCGAGGCAGCUGCCGCGCCUGACGCCGGCGCAGCUGGCGCGCCUGGGGCUGCCGCGGGAGCUGCAGGCGGAGCUCCUCCGCGGGCUCCCGGCCGCCGCCUCGGGGCAUUGAGGCCGCCCUCCGGAGGGCAGGAGGCCCCGAGGGAAUCCCAGGCCCCCAAAGGUCUUUCGGGGGGGGCGGGGAGUCGAAUGCCCGCCGGUCGUUGGAGGUAGGUAUUUUUGGAUGCCCCAGUCCCGAGCUACUUCGAGCGCCUUCCUACUUCAAGAGUCGAUGCGCUGUUGCUGUGUCGUCGACGUGAGCAUUUUUGUAGAAGAAAGCAAACACCACACAUGUAUUUUUUUGGUAGUUUUGCGCGGAUUUUUUUUGGAUCUGAGCUGGGCCCACCCGGCGGCGCCUCCGUCGCCGCUUCUGGCGCGUUCCGCGCGCCAGGGAGGGGUGUCCAGCGCGAGACAUGUGCAUGUCUCGGUUUCCCUCAGGGCCCGCUCCCUCCAUGCCACGCCGACGCAGGCCCUGGGCGCGACCGCCUCGGGCGGGCACCAGCGCGGUUGCAGCGGCGCGGCCGCCGCGGCUCCUCGCGGGCGCGGCGGGCGCUGCGUCCCGUUGGCGUCUCUGUCUCAGGAGGA
Messenger RNA from Prorocentrum cordatum, 871 nucleotides. The record is from the annotation of a GenBank genome assembly. Lineage: Eukaryota; Dinophyceae; Prorocentrales; Prorocentraceae.